This is a messenger RNA of Durusdinium trenchii, 3516 nucleotides long. The record is from the annotation of a GenBank genome assembly. NCBI's taxonomy places the organism in Eukaryota, Dinophyceae, Suessiales, Symbiodiniaceae.
AUGACAUGCACGCUGCAGUUCUCAGAUGCGCUGGGAUCAGCCUUUGCUGAAUUUUGCAAAAAGAUGCACGACAACAAACGCGUGCGGAACCUUCAGUUUAGAAAACACCGAUUCGACAGCUGUCAGAGACCCACUGGCAGAUUUGUCCUCUAUGCCAAAGCCUUCAUCUCCACGGCAAUCUUUGCAUCAACACAUAGGAAGGGCGAACGAGACGGCACGAGGGCAGAGCAAUUCCUGCAAUACAUCAGCGAAAAGCGUUUGCUGUUGUUGUCGAUGCUGGCUGAUGCCAGUGAUGAAGUUAGCAUCCUGGAAAUGCGCGCAUGGGUAGCCUUGCUCACACACACCGUGGAGGCAGAGUUUCCAGGCUUUAGCCUGAUGUGUGCCAUGAGCAUCUUCAACUUGAACGCCCGAAGUCGUGAUUCCGAGGAUUCUACGACUGAGACGGCUUUCAUUGCCAGACGGCGGGCGGCGGUGGCAAGUGCAGGCUCAAAGUCUUUAUCGGAUGUCAAAGAGCGAGCAGCUUGCGCAGCUUCAGACCUGAUUGAUGCGUCAGAAUCCAUCCAGCAGGAAAUUACCUUCCAACAACAGAAGCAGUUCAAGAACAAGAUUCAAGGGUUCUUGGACGGGGUAUUGCUGCAAAGUGAGAUUCCCGAAGACAUGCAGGAAACUGCGCAGGCUUUCCUAGAAGCCCAAGAUUUGGCUGACAAGAAGAGAGAUCGAACAAAAUUGAAUCAAUGUGAGAAACUUAGUCGAUCCACGCCUCAGAUCCAGAGCGUUCACAAGGUUUGGGUGCAGGACGAAGCAUGGGCUGAAGACUUCAAGAGGUUCAUCUACACAGCCGAGGAGGCCAAGGCUUUGGAAAUGGUGCAGGAGGUGAACGGCGAACACCUUCAGAAGCUGGAGGAUUCCAUCCAGACGAUUCUGAGCCAUCCUCUCUUCAGCAACAUCAUGCACGAGAGCCCGCUCAAGAUCGACAAGACAGCUGGUGCCAGCGAAGCCGGCAUGCAGGCACCAUGGGACCCGGCCGAGCACGAGUCAGCGCUUACAACUGCGGGAACCUAUGUGUCAGCAGGAAACCUGUUCUGGUGCAACCUGAGGGUUUUGAACAGCCCAUCUGUUCCUGUCUCGGCAAAAAGCAUAGAGCUCCAGUUCAAUUACUUUGAGGCGACUGGUCCAGAGAAGCUUCGGGAGGAGGUGGUCAUUGCACUUGAGCAAGGUGUUGGGGUGGAUCAAUUCCAGCGGCAGCAGGUGCAGGGCAGGCUUCGCCGAAUCUCUCCCGAAGAACUGGACCAUUCAUUGAUUAUGUACAUCGCAGACUUGAUCAAAGAGGGUCAUGAUGAUGCCAAACUUCAGCAAUGGAAGCAAGUGCUACUUAGUGUGUCCAUGCGCGUGGAGCUUGUGGAUAGCUAUGAGGCCAUGUUUUGGAAGGGCAUCAACUUGAGGCAACGCUACAUCAGCACCUAUGACAGUUUGACAAGGUCAACCAUCCAGUCAGUGCUAGAGCUUGUGAAGUUCUGUGAUGAGCUCUUACCUGCUGGAUCAAGGAAGGAAAUCGCUGAUCAUUGGCAAAUGAAGGUAGCAGACCUUGGAAGCGCCCUUGUCGACAAGAUGGACUUUGCCUUCGUUGACACCGCCCUCAAAGGGCACGACAGGAUGCUAUGCUACCCAGCUGUCUUCAAGGCAAUCAUGGAGAUGGACAUGGCCUUUGGAAAAGCGUCCUGUCUCAAUUACCUCAGGGUUCUUGAGCUCAUUUGCAUGAAGGGCAAGGAGGCUGAGCAGCUUUGGAUGAUCCAGUCCAUCAGGGACUACAUCUUUGUAUUGAAGGAGUACACGAACAAGGACCUCUCCACGAGAGCUCUGCAAGGUUCACCCAACAACCGCGGGCUGCUUGAUGUUUUCCUAGCCAAACGGAAGAUGGUGCUUUGGCUUCUCGAGCACUUACAGUCUAAGAAUUGCCCAUGUGAUUGGAUCGAUACCCUCCGGAGUCUCAUUACCCAUGCAGCUUUUCGUGAAAAGGUUGGCUCAGGCUCUGGUUCUCGCAAUGCAGAUCAGCCUGACAAAUCGUGGCUGGGAACAGAACAUGAAGUUGUUCGAUUGGCUGUGGACAUCAUGAAGGCAAGGUCCCACAUCCAAUCCAAACCCUUAGGUUUACUUCCCUUUUGGCAUAUCAGCUUCUUGGUGUUCUUUGAUUAUUAUAAUCAUUGGUUGAUUGUCAGUUUCUUUCAUCGAGCCCCCUGCCAGAAAGCGAUCUUCAGCGCCCAGCACGAUCACACCCUCAAGAACAUCUUGAAAGGAUCCUCAGCGCCUCCGGACAUCUUUGCCAAGGAGCCCUACAAUGAGAUGCUCAAGGGGGUUGAUGACGCACUUGAUGCUGUAAACCACAAGUUGAAGAGGAAGGACGAAGAAGUCCAAGAGGCGAAAGUUCAUGAUGAUGACCUAGUUGCCUUCUUGCCAGAGGUGGAGCAAUGCCCUGAGGAGCUUGAGCAAGCCUUUCAGGCUGAAAUUCAAGAGGCAGCAGAGCUGGUUGACCGAUUUGCGAAGUGGAUCCCUGAAUGUGAGAGCAAAGCCGAGCUUACACAGGCACUUGCAGACACAGCUGUUGCCAAGAAGCAGCCUGAGGGCACAACAGCACUCAUAGCGCUGGACACGAAGACCUGUGGAGAAUCGUCUUCGCAACCGCACUUGAGGCUUCCUCAAUUUCGAGCUCCAGGUCUCAGGAACGCAGUGCAAUCAUUCUGCGCAGCUCGAAACAAAGAGCAGUUUGAUGAGGAUGAGAUAUGUGCAGUUCUUGAUGGCUCCCGAAUGAUUUCAACCUCAAUUAUGACAUGCUUUGUCCGCGAUGAUGGGUGCCACUUCGAAGGGAAGACCAGGACAGAAUUCGUGAUACAUUACGAUGAAAAAAGCAUGCGAGCGCGAAAGAUGGUGAGCCGUGGGCUUGUGCAGGUGCACGAAGGGUUGCACGUGUUCAGCAAUGGAGCAUUGUCAUUGCCAGAGCCACGUACAAGACUCUACGGGGGCUCCAAUUAUUCGACAUCCAUUGGACCAGUCAUCAUGGACAGCUUUGAAAAUCUAUGGUUGGUAUCACCAGAAAAGAAAAAGGAAUAUGAGGCGGGAAAAGCGAAAGUGCUCGCUGGCGGCGGCCUUGCAGGUGAUCCGCCAAAAAAAACGGAAUUGUCCGGUGAGCCGAUGUCAUUUCACACCAUGCCUUUGAAAUUCUACAAGGAGCUCAUUCACUCCUUCUGCGCUGGAGUGGUCUUCUUCCUUUCCGAUACUGACGGGGUUGGAGCCCUGGCUGCCAUUCUUGCAAAAGUUCCCUGUGUGGCUUUGGUGUACAGCGCCUCGCAUGGAGCUGCUUUGCGGAUGAAGCUGAUGGAGCAUGUGUUCAAGGAGUUCCAAACACAAAGCUCGCCACUUCACCGGGUGGCCCUGACACUUGAAUCCAACAAGGGUUUUCCGUCUCAAGAGUUCAAUGUGUUAUCGCGGUGCUGUGCAAGCGCCAGUGUUUUGAGCAAUUAA